Molecule: messenger RNA, 1937 nt
Organism: Drosophila subpulchrella
Lineage: Eukaryota; Metazoa; Arthropoda; Insecta; Diptera; Drosophilidae
Product: modifier of mdg4
Exons: 2
Coding region: 90-1646 (518 amino acids)
Biological process (GO): regulation of transcription by RNA polymerase II
Cellular component (GO): nucleus
Molecular function (GO): DNA binding; protein binding
Source: RefSeq, a predicted model, not a curated record
GGAAAACCCUAUCUUCGCGUCGCGUUUGGAAUUGCGAGAAUUGAAUUGAAAAGUUUGUGGCUAUCAAUUGGAAAUCAAAACACAACAAGAUGAAUCACCUGAAGUGGAUGGGACACUCGUCCACGAUAAUGGACAUACAACGCUCGCUGCGCAACGACAACCACAACUGCGAGGUGAUCCUGGCCUCCAGGGACGGCGUCCGAGUGCGCGCCCAUCUCUUCGUGCUGAGCACCUGCAGUGAGCUGAUGCGCAACAUCCUGGUGGACGUGCCGCGUGGCCAGGAGGCCACCAUCGUGCUGCCCGACAUCCGAGGCGAGCUGCUGGAGAGCAUGCUCUCCUUCAUCUACAUGGGCGAGACUAGCCUGCCCUCCGCCUCGCUGUCCGAGUUCCUGGAGGCCAUCAACCUGCUGGGCAUCAAGUCGGCCAUCAGCUUCGAGUGCAACCCCUCGGCCAGUCCACCGAGCGCCGAUGUGGAGAACGGUUCGAUGGCCGUGGAGACGGCCAAGUCGAUUACUGGCCUGCAAAUAGCCGAAGCGGAGCUGCUGGAGGAGGAGGAGGAGGCACAGCCGACUGUAACCGUGCCAGCGACUGUCCUUGCGGAGAGCCAGCAUCAGCCCAAUCACGGUAGCCGAUCGUUGGAGUACUUGGAUGUGUACGAGCCACCAAAGAUCACCUACUCCAUCGAACACAUGGACGGCAAUUCCAGCGGCAAUCAAUUCAUCCUCACCGAAAACACGGGCACCUUCACCAUCACGCAGGCCGCUACCAGUUUGUCCAAGAUGGACAACGAUGAGACGGCCACCAGCGGUGCUGAAGUGGAGCUGGUAGACGAUGACGCGGAGGCGGAGAUUACUGAGGAUUCUGAGGAGCACGAUACACAGAUGAUCGAUGAAGAGUUUGCGCAAAGUGAUCCCCUAAUUGAGUUGGGUACUGCCACCGAAAUGGACGACGACGAGGAAGUGGCCGGCGACCUGGUGGACGACGAAUUAGAAGAAGAGAAGCCACGCAAGUUGGGUGGCGGAAAGCCGCGGGUCCGUCGCCCCGUUAAUAUUAAGACCGAGAAGCGAUCGCCCCAAAAGCCAACUCGACUCCAGCAGUUUGUAGCGCUUAAGCGAGAAGUGAAAGACGAUAUCAACGAUGCUUUGGAUCUGGCGGCGGACGCUGUAAUCCUAGAGGGAUUGAGCCUGCAGAAGGCCGCCGACCGGUUCGACAUUUCCAAGACGGUCCUGUGGCGACGCGUGCGCACCAAUCCCGCCUACAUGCGGAACAACCGUGAACGACCAUCGCUGAUCGAAGCCUACGAGCGGCUGAAGAACGGAGAUUCACUGAAGAGCAUCAGUACGGAGUUGCAGAUCCCCAUGUCCACGCUGCACCGGCACAAGGUUCGGCUGUCGGCCCAGGGACGCCUGCCCGACUUUGUGGCCUGCCGCCGGCGGGACAGUACGCCCAAGGACGAGCUGCGGGACAAAUUGGCCAAGGCAGUGCACGCCUGCCUAAAUGAGGGAAUGUCCCAGAACCAUGCAGCCAACCUUUUCGAGAUCCCCAAGAGCACGCUCUGGCGACACCUGCAGCGACGUAUGUCGAACCAGGACCGAAAGGUCAAGAAGGAGCUGCAGGACGAGUACGACGAAGAUAUGCUAAAUUAGAAGCCGGCCGCAAAAGUUCUGGUUAUUAAGAUUUAAAACUGCAAUGUUUAAGUUACCAUUAAGAAGCCAUAAGCUUAGCGUUUAACUGUUUGUCAUCCCAUCAAUGUGCAUCAACCUCAUCGUGGGUUUUGAAAAUGUAAAAGGAAAGAGCAGGAAGAGAUGCUAUACUAGAAGUAGUUCUUUAGACGUAGCUCUAUAUGUAGAUACCGUUAGCAAACGUAAUUUAAGAGUACAGCUGCUCUUAUUAAUGUUCACUUUAUCAUUGGUUCAUUAAAUACAACCAAAAAUUCA